This is a messenger RNA of Orcinus orca (killer whale), 2296 nucleotides long. RefSeq names its product syndecan 2 (gene SDC2). NCBI's taxonomy places the organism in Eukaryota, Metazoa, Chordata, Mammalia, Artiodactyla, Delphinidae. The transcript has 5 exons. Gene Ontology annotation, biological process: dendrite morphogenesis; cell migration. Gene Ontology annotation, cellular component: cell surface; membrane. The record is from RefSeq and is a predicted model, not a curated record. Bases 588 to 1196 code for a protein of 202 amino acids.
GAGAAGCGGGCUCCGGAGGGAGGCUGGGAGCGGUAGGAGAAGAGGAGGAGGAGAAAGGGAGGAGGACCCUGGGAGGGAGGCGGCGGCGCGGGAGGAGGAGGGGCGCAGCCGCUGAGCCACUAGCUCCGCUCCGACGCGCUUCUCUCCAGAUACUCCGGGAGCUCCAGCCGCGCGGAUCAGGCGCUCCCACCGCUCUGUACCCAAACUUCAGCUGCGGCUACAUUCCAGGGCACCUAAUUUAUUCCUCAAAAAUCAGAAACGGAGCCGCGACACGGGGAAGGAGUCCGCGGAGGAGUACAACAACAGCAGAGCAAGAAGAGCUCCAGAGAGCUGCCUCACCGGAGCAACAGCUAGGCAUCGGUUGUGUAGGAACCAACAAGUGAGAAGGCGCCGCGUUCCCGGGGCGCAGCCGCAGGCGCAGCAGGAGGAAGCGAGAGCCCGGAGCCCGAGCUCCCGAGCCCGAGCCGCGGUCGCUGCGGCUGCUCUGCUCCGGUCCUUCUGCGCAGGCUGCGCCGGGCGCUGGGCGAGAGACUUCGUUUUUCCCUCGUUGUAAAGCGGCGGCUGGGAGCAGCCGGGCCCCGGGGAAUAUGCGGCGCGCUUGGAUCCUGCUCACCUUGGGCUUGGUGGCCUGCGUGUCGGCGGAGUCGCGGGCAGAGCUGACGUCUGAUAAAGACAUGUACCUUGACAACAGCUCCAUUGAAGAAGCUUCAGGAGUGUAUCCUAUUGAUGACGAUGACUAUGCUUCUGCAUCAGGCUCGGGAGCUGAUGAGGACGGAGAGAGUCCAGAGCUGACCACAUCUCGACCCCUUCCAAAGAUUCCGUUCACUAUUGCUGCUCCGAGAGUGGAAACCACGACUCUGAACAAGAUACAGAAUAAGAUCCCCGCUCAGACAAAGUCACCUGAAGAAAUUGAUAAGGAAAAAGUUCACCUCUCUGACUCAGAAAGGAAAAUGGACCCAGCUGAAGAGGCUACAAAUGUGUAUACUGAGAAGCACUCAGACAAUCUGUUUAAACGAACAGAAGUCCUGGCAGCUGUCAUUGCUGGCGGAGUUAUCGGCUUUCUCUUUGCAAUUUUCCUUAUCCUGCUGUUGGUGUAUCGCAUGAGAAAGAAGGAUGAAGGAAGUUACGACCUUGGAGAACGCAAACCAUCCAGUGCUGCUUACCAGAAAGCACCUACUAAGGAGUUUUAUGCGUGAAAACUCCCAUUUAGUGUCUCUAUUUAUGAGAUCACUGAACUUUUAAAAAUAAAGCUUUUGCAUAGAAUAAUGAAGAUCUUUGUUUUUUUGUUUUUUUCCAUUAAAGAGCCAUUCUGGCACUUUAAUGAUAAAAUCCCAUUGUAUUUAAAACUUUUCAUGUAUUUCUUUAGAACAACAUAAAAUUCAAAGUUAACAUCUGCAGUGUUCUGUGAAUAGCAGUGGCAAAAUAUUAUGUUAUAAAAACCCUCAAUGUUCAUGGAAUCGGUUUAAACUUUUACGUGCAAAUAUGAAAAGAUUGUUUUUACCCUACGGUUUGAAGAUGAAAGCUGUUUCAUUUGAGUCUGCAUGUCUCAGAUUGACCUUACCAAGUUCGUCUUACUUUGUUAAUUUAUCUGUUGCUCCCCUCUCCUCUGCUCGCCCCUCUUGUCCCCUUGAAAGCGAAACAAAACUCUAUGCCUUUUGUAGCUGUUACGGUGCAGUUUGUCUUUGGAUAUUUCAGAUAAUGGUAAUUUAGUGUAUAUGUGAUUUUCAAAUAUAUCAACUUUAACCUCCACUUUGUAUAAAUUUUUAAGUGUCGGACUAUCCGUUUUACACUUGCUUUGUUUUUCAUUACCUGUAGCUUCAGGCAGAUUUGCAACAGCAAAUUAACGUGUAAAAUUGGAUUAUCACCGCAAAACUGUUUAGUCAUGUCUGUCUAAUCAGAUCUUCUUUUGGGAGGAUUUGAGUAACUGACAAGCCUCAGCAAACCCAAAGAUGAUAACAGUAUUUUGAGAAGUUGCUGCAGAUUCCUUUGGCCACUGUAUUUGUUAAUUUCUUGCAAUUUGAAGGUACGAGUAGGGACUUAAGGAAAAAAUCAGUUUUUGUUCUUAAAAAUGCAUUUAAGUUGUAAACAUCUUUUUAAGCCUUUGAAGUGCCUAUGAUUCUAUGUAACUCUUCGCAGACUGGUGUUAAUGAGUAUAUAUAACAGUUAAAAAAAAAAGUUGGUAUUUUAUAAGAACAGACGAUUAUAAUGGUAACUUUUGUAGUCUUACGAAUAGACGUAAAUUGUAAUUUGAGAACAUAAAAACUACUGAAUAAAUCAUGUGGCCUAAUAUUGAAAA